Messenger RNA from Populus euphratica (Euphrates poplar), 1044 nucleotides. NCBI's taxonomy places the organism in Eukaryota, Viridiplantae, Streptophyta, Magnoliopsida, Malpighiales, Salicaceae. The record is from RefSeq and is a predicted model, not a curated record.
AUGGCAGUCUUUGGACCCGAUUUAACUGUCCAGGAUAACUUACUCGGGGAGGAAUGGCUUCACAAAAGGUUACGUGCCAAAGUCUACCGGCGGUUAGCUUGCUGGCAGAAGGAAGUUCAUGUCUUGCAGAAAGUUGCAAAGUCCUCACAGUUGUUAGAAAUGAGGUUGUACGUGCCAAAACCAUCUUCCACCUUUUCUUUUGCAGUCUCAACAACUUCACUCGCUGGUUUCGAUUCCUUGGUGGUGCAGGUAGCAGAGGACAUGAGAGCCGAGUUGAAGGUUCCGCAUGCUCAUCCCAUAACGAUAAACAUAGAGGAAUACUCCAGAGAGGAAGCAAUCGAGGGAGGAGCCCAGUUUGUUCAUGCCAUGGCCGAUGGGGUAGCCAUGGCUGACAUCCUCCAGCCAGUUUAUGUUCCUCCAACUGAUCACUUUUUCUUUCCAUUGAAUGGGGUCGUAAACUACGGGGCUAAUGAUUUCUUGUUUAGGUUAAAAAUUAAAGCUUCAAUUUUUUUUUCCUUCCUGGUAUUGUAUGUAGAUUUGAGUGAUGAAGCGGUGGGGGUGCAAAUAGAUGCACCUGCUAAAGAUGGUGAAGCUAAUGCUGCACUUCUUGAUUACAUUAGCUCUGUGUUGGGGGUGAAGCGGAGGCAGGUAUCCAUAGGCUCUGGGUCUAAAUCGAGAGACAAGGUGGUGAUUGUGGAGGAGGUAACUCUGCAAAAUGUUUUUGAUGCUUUGGAGAAAGUGUCCAAAUGCUGCUGAUUAAAAAGAAAAGAAGAGAGGUUCAGUGUGCUUUCGUUAACAAGAGAUAUGAUUUACAUGAUCUUAUACUGAACACAAGGUAUUUGGAUAGGACAACAUUCCUUGUCCACGCUGAUGUUUAAAAUACUUUGGUCUGUGGUUUUGUUUCUUCUAUCUCACACUGAAACAAUAAUCUUUUUAUUUAAAACUGUAAGUACAGAAGCUGUAGUGCUACUUAUGAAUAUAAUGACUGAUGUUCCAUGAAUAUUCAAGUUAGAUGCUAAUUUAUUCAUCUUCACCAUGGUUCUU